Molecule: messenger RNA, 3416 nt
Organism: Rana temporaria (common frog)
Lineage: Eukaryota; Metazoa; Chordata; Amphibia; Anura; Ranidae
Product: zinc finger protein 850-like
Exons: 1
Coding region: 1-2385 (794 amino acids)
Biological process (GO): regulation of transcription by RNA polymerase II
Cellular component (GO): nucleus
Molecular function (GO): DNA-binding transcription activator activity, RNA polymerase II-specific; RNA polymerase II cis-regulatory region sequence-specific DNA binding
Source: RefSeq, a predicted model, not a curated record
AUGACAUCAGAUGUCCAUCUAAGAUCAAUGGAUCCUUCUAAUCCUGAGGAACCUUCUGAUAAAUCCCAUACUAUGACUUCAGAUGUCCAUCCAAGUUCUCACAGUGCUGAGAGAUCACCAGAUCCAUCCAAUCCCCAGACAUCUUCUUCAAGCCAUAAGAAGGUUCACACAGGAGAGCGUUCAUUGUCAUGUUCAGAGUGCGGGAAAUCUUUCACUAAAAACAAAAACCUUCGUAGGCACCAGAAAAUUCACACGGCUGAGCGUCCCUUCCAUUGUUCCGAGUGCGGGAAAUCUUUCAUUACAAAAACAUUACUUUUUAAACACCAUAACGUUCACACGGGUGAGUUUUCUUAUUCCUGCUCAGAGUGCGGGAAAUCUUUCGCUUACAAACAACACCUUGUUACACACCAGAAAAGUCACAUUGGUGGGUUUCUUCAUGCAUGUUCAGAGUGUGGGAAAUGUUUUCUUGAUAAAAGACGACUUAUUGUACACCAGAGAAUUCACACAGGCGAGCGUCCUUUUUCAUGUUCAGAGUGCGGGAAAUCUUUUUUUCGAAAAGAUGUACUUGUUAACCACCAGAGAAUUCACACAGGUGAGCGCCCUUAUUUGUGUUCAGAGUGCGGGAAAUCUUUCUCUCGGGCAUCACACCUUGUACAACACAAGCGCGUCCACACAGGUGGGCAUCUUAAAUCAUGUGCAGAGUGCGGGAAAAAUUUCUCUCACAAAGCUCAGCUUACGGAACACCAGAGAACUCACAUAGGUGAGCGUCCUUAUUCAUGUUCAGAGUGCGGGAAACGUUUUUCUCACAAAAAAGGCCUCAUUGAACACCAGAGAAUUCACACAGGUGAGCGCCCUUAUUUGUGUUCAGAGUGCGGGAAAUCUUUCACUCAGGCAGCACAGCUUGUACGACACAAGCGCGUCCACACAGGUGUGCAUCUUAAUUCAUGUUCAGAGUGUGGGAAAUGUUUUCGUGAUAAAGGACAACUUAUUGUACACCAGAGAAUUCACACAGGUGAGCGUCCUUAUUCAUGUUCAGAGUGUGGGAAAUGUUUUCGUGAUAAAGGACAACUUAUUGUACACCAGAGAAGUCACACGGGUGAGCAUCCUUUUUCAUGUUCAGAGUGCGGGAAAGGUUUUAGUGAUAAAGGACAACUUAUUGUACACCAGAGAAGUCACACGGGUGAGCGUCCUUUUUCAUGUUCAGAGUGCGGGAAAUCUUUUUUUCAAAAACAAGUACUUGUUGAACACCAGAGAAUUCACACAGGAGAGCGUCCAUUUUCAUGUUCAGAGUGCGGGAAAAGUUUUCGUGAUAAAGGAAGACUUAUUGUACACCAGAGAAUUCACACAGGAGAGCGUCCAUUUUCAUGUUCAGAGUGCGGGAAAAGGUUUAGUGACAAAGGACAACUUGCUGUACACCAGAGAGAUCACACAGGUGAGCAUCCAUUUUCAUGUGCAGAGUGCGGGAAAAAUUUCUCUCACAAAGCUCAGUUUACUGAACACCAGAGAACUCACACAGGUGAGCGUCCUUAUUCAUGUUCAGAGUGCGGGAAAAGUUUCUCCCACAAAAAAAGCCUUGUUGGACACCAGAGAAUUCACACAGGUGAGAUCCCUUUUUCGUGUUCAGAGUGCGGGAAAUCUUUCACCAGACAAGGAACACUUUUGAGACACCAGAGAAUUCACACAGGUGAGCGUCCUUAUUCGUGUUCAGAGUGCGGGAAAUCUUUCACCAGACAAGCAACACUUUUGUUACACCAGAAACUUCACACAGGUGAGCGUCCUUAUUCGUGUUCAGAGUGCGAGAAAAGUUUCAUUUACAAAACAUCCCUAGUUUUCCAUCAGAAAGUUCACACGGAUAUAGGUCCUCAUUCAUGCUCAGAGUGCGGGAAAUCUUUCACCACAAAAGGAGCACUUUUUACACACCAGAAACUUCACACAGGUGAGCGCCCUUAUUCAUGUACAGAGUGCGGGAAAUCUUUCACUGGGAAAGGACACCUUGAUCGACACAAUAGAGUUCACACAGGAGAGCGCCCUUAUUCAUGUACAGAGUGCGGGAAAUCUUUCACUGGGAAAGGAGACCUUAAUCAUCACAAUAGAGUUCACACAGGAGAGCGCCCUUAUUCAUGUACAGAGUGCGGGAAAUCUUUCACUAGGAAAGGAAACCUUGAUCAACACAAUAGAGUUCACACAGGAGAGCGCCCUUAUUCAUGUUCAGAGUGCGGGAAAUCUUUCACCACAAAAGGAGCACUUUUUACACACCAGAAACUUCACACAGGAGAGCGCCCUUAUUCAUGUACAGAGUGCGGGAAAUCUUUCACUGGAAAAGAACACCUUGUUAAACACCAGAGAGUUCACACGGGUGAACGUCCUUCUUCAUCUUUACAGUGAGGGAAACCUUUCAAUGCAAAGAAUGACCUUCGUAGAUGUCAUAGAAUUCACACUAGUGAACGUCCUCAUUUAUGUUCAGCGUGUGGAAAAUGUUUCAAUUGCAAAACAAUCAACUUGUUGAACACCAGAAAAACUUCAUACUACUGAGCGUCCUUUCCCUUGUUGAGAGAGUGCGGCAAAUGUUUCCUUCAAAGAGAAAAACUUAUUACACACCAGAGAAUACACACGGGUGAACACCCUUAUUUAUGUUCAAUGUGUGGGAAAUGUUUAAUUAGGAAAGAACAUCUCCUUAUACAACAGAAAAUUCUUACAGGUGAGUGCGGGAAAUUUUUCACUUUUUGAAUAUCCGAGAAUCUACACGGUGGGCGUCCUUAUCCAUGUUUACAUUGCGGCAAAUCCUUCAUUCGUAAAAGAGACCUUGUUAUACACCAGAGAACUCACACAGGGGAGGGUCUUUAUUCAUGUUCAGAGUGCGGGAAAUCUGUGAGAAACCAAAAAAAGCCCACAGAUGAGCACCCUUACUCAUGUUCAGGGUGCGGUAAAUGUUUCAUUCACAAAAAAGACCUUGCUGGACACCAGAAAAUUCAUACAGGUGAAUACUCUGAUGAUGGGACAUAACAAGGGAAUACAUGUUACCCCCACGAGCCUCAGAUUCUCCUAGGGAGGGGGUCAGAUAGAGACAAGGGGUGUAUAAUGCUCAUCACAGUACAUCGGGGGGUAUAUGAAAAAUAUUUGCGUUUUUAGGGGUGUGGUUUGACAGAUAUAUAGACAUAAAGAAUAAAUGAAAGAAACGUGGUUCUCGUAUAAAACAGUACUGAGUAAGUCCAAUAUUUACACCGACAGUCCAUGAGAAUUGGCCACCGGUGGUCAAUGGGGAAACAGCACACUUAUAGAAAAUUACAAAGAUUAUUGGUUUCAUAAACACAUUGAGAGGAGCCGGCAGGAGAAGCUACUGCAAAAAGAUGGAAAAGUUGCCUGAAAAUGUAGUGUGGAUGGUGGAGGAGAGAUGACGGUGAAUGUAGUGUGGAUGG